GUUCAAACUCCUGGCAGCCGCUGUAGGCAGCGUCCCGGUAUUCCUCGCCUCCGGCCGCAGCCGUCGGUCGGGCUCGCGGAUCAGAGGGGUGAUCCAGGCAGGAGCGGGCAGCGCCGGCUUGGAGGGUGAAUACAUUUCAUCAUCUGCUGGGGGAUGUCUAGGCUGAGCUAUAUCAAGGCUGAGCAGUAAGCACGGAAGUCCCACACACAUAUUCCCAUCGCCACGUAUCUCAGUUCUGAUGAUCCACAUUUCACAUGCCUAGCAACCAUUUGCAAUUUGAAGGGAAUAAAGCAUCUUGUGCUUACUGAUGCAGACUGCAGACAUAUUGUGAAGAAAAUAAACUGCACAUAAAUAAAUACUACCAGGAUACCAAGACUACAAAAAUACUUUCCAGUACUUUCAUGAAUCUGUAAAAUUAUGUGACUAGAGGUCAUUUUUCCAAACAAUGGGGGAAAGAGACCGAAGUUCAGAUACUGAUCAAGAAAGAAAAUCAGGCAAACACCGUUACUCUCACUAUUCAUCUGACUUUGGGUCCUCCACACAGUCUUCUGGCCAUUCAUCACCUGUCAGUCGGCCUUCAUGUCCAAGUACUAAAGAGAAGAAUCCCAAAAGACAGUUGUCAGACAACCAGGUGCAUCAUCAAACCCUUAAGAAAGUCAGCCCUAAGGCUGAACCCAUCAGAAGGGGAAUCCGAAUCGGAUUUCGGUCCCAAAGCCUCAACAGAGAGCCGCUUCGGAAAGAUCCGGAUAUCGUUACAAAGCGGAUUCUGUCUGCGAGGCUUCUGAAAAUCAACGAGCUGCAGAAUGAAGUGUCGGAACUGCAGAUCAGGCUAGCCCAGCUGCUCAAAGAAAACAAGGCUUUGAAAAGUCUUCAGUUUCGUCAGGAGAAAGCACUGACCAAGUUUGAAGAUGCAGAGAGUGAAAUCUCCCAACUUAUACUGCGUCACAACAAUGAGAUUACUGCACUCAAAGAACGUUUAAGAAAAUCUCAGGACAAAGAACGGGCAACGGAGAAGAGGGUGAAAGACACUGAAGGGGAACUAUUUAGGACGAAGUUUUCCUUGCAGAAACUGAAAAAGAUCUCCGAGGCUAGACACCUCCCAGAACGAGAUGAUUUGGCCAAGAAACUGGUUACGGCAGAGUUAAAAUUAGAUGACACCGAGAGAAAAAUUAAGGAACUAUCCAAAAACCUCGAGCUGAGCACAAACAGUUUCCAGCGGCAGUUGCUUGCUGAAAGGAAAAGGGCGUUUGAGGCUCACGAUGAAAAUAAACUUCUUCAAAAGGAGCUUCAGCGGCUCUACCACAAGUUAAAGGAAAAGGAGAGAGAGUUGGAUAUAAAAAACAUAUACGCUAAUCGUCUGCCGAAGUCCUCUCCAAAGAAAGACAAAGAAGUUAUUGCAAGAAAAAAUGUAUCAUGCCAGAGUGAUUUUACAGACCUGUGUACAAAAGGAGUACAGACCACUGAAGACUUUGAGCUUGAAGAAUUUUCCGUUACAUCACAGACAGUUCGGUGUUACGAAAACAAAUGGGGUGAAACAGAAUAUCAUUCUUCGUACCUGGAGUACCAAGAGCAAACCGAGCGUGGAGCAGAGAUUCGAAAUCCAGCCUUUGAAAAAGAAGACAAGUACAGUGAAGAUAAGGAAGGACACUCUGGCAAACAGGAGGCGGGGAAGCCUGAGAGGGAGUGGGAAAGAGAAGAACCUGAUAAGGUGAAAGGUAAAGCGCCUUCACUCACUCGAGCGGAGAAGCCCGCGACGGAAGCUGGGAGGUUCCACGUGCAAACUCAGAAUGCGGACAAGCCGGAAGAAGAGGCAGAAAGGCUCAAGACAGAAAUGCUUCUGGCCAAACUGAACGAAAUCAACAGAGAACUCCAAGACCCUCAGAACCUCAACCAGCCGCCUUUGCCUUUGCUCCCCAACUUUGACUUAAAGCUGCAUUCCCCAGACAGAAGCCCCAAAUCACACACACACUCUGAGUCUUCAGAUAGAUCCUUCAAUGGACAUCAUUUGUCAGAAAUGAACUUUUUAACUCCCAGAGGAGAAGGCCGGAGCCCAGGACCCAUUCGGAGCCCGGCCCCUUCAGAUGAGUUUUCAUUUGGUAGCUAUGUGCCUUCGUUUGCAAAAAUGUCAGGGAAGGCAAAUACACUUAGCCAAAAAAGCAGCCUUUUAGAUUUCCAAAACAGCAGUUUGGAAAGCCUGAGUAAAGACAGUGUGGAUUUAAUUUUGAGAAAAGAGAAAAAAGCGAGCCUAAUGGAGGAGCUGUUCGGCGCCAGCACCAGCACCAGCAGCACCACCGUUUCCACCAAGAGCGGAGACCCGCAUUUUCUGACUGCCUGCAGGGGAGACUUGGACCCCCGUAAUUUCCCCUCUGGGGAUAAAAGCGGCAGAGUCCGGGAGCCUGACGAUGAAGAUGAAGACUUUUUCCUCGGCGAAGGAAGAAGCUGUCAUCCCAACAGGCAGCGGCUGAAGCACACGAGCAAUAAGCCAUCGGUGGCAGCCGUUGACUCUGUUGAUGAGGACAUCGAAGAGGUUACACUCAGAUGACUGGCUGGAGCACAGAGUAUAUAUAUUUAUUUUUUAAAUUGUAAAUAUUAAAGUAUUUUAAUACGGUAUUUAUUACAAAAAUUUACAUUUUUAACGAUAAAAUAGCGUUAUUAGGGAGUAAUUUUUAGCAGCUGAGCAUGGCCCAAUUAAGCAAAUUGUACCAUACCACAUAGCCACGUUGCUAAGAAUGCUUUUUUUGUUGUUGUUUUGAAAUGAACCAAGAGGAGAGUUGUUGCCUUCUUUUUCUGCUUUCACAGCUGGUCUCACUUACUGAGCUGACCUUGUGGGAAGUUUUACUUCACUAGAAUCUUUUUCAUUUCCUACUUUUACCUCUAUUUACUUUUGGUCAGAUCUCACUGAGCCUAAGUAUUGUUUUUCCACUGAUGGUUAAAUGGAAAUUAAGGGUCUCCAGUGACGGCUCCAGAUAGCAUUGAGCAGUGGGACUUAGGAGCUGUGCCCUUGUCUGAGGUGACAAAGCCAAGCCACUCCUGAGUGGGGGUGACAACAACAUUGGAACUACCUCUGGCAAUACACCCACCCUGGGUGUUUGGGGUAUUUACUAAGGUAUGUACUGGUGUAUUACUCCUGAGGAGACCGUCCUCCUCAGUUUCAGCCAUGAAAUUACUCACUGCUGCUCCACAGGCACUUGGGGGGCACGGAAGACAUUUUUGCCUUAGAUGGUGCCCCUCUGUGUGACUCCAGGAGGCUUGGGCACAGUGCUAUUCCUCGAUUUCUGUACACUCUGUAUUCUGAUGCAAGACUCCCUACCAGAAUACAGGAAGUAGAAGAAAUGUCAGCCAAACACAGAAUGAUUUUCAACUCAAUUAUGUUUCCAGAGUCCUAGUUUUGGAAAUUUUAAUACAUAAUCCUAAGAUUUGAAUUUGUGCUCAAACCCAGGAGACAGAAGUGUGAUGCUCUUGGGCUUACAGGACUGAUGUAGAAGCAACCAUGGACAGAGGUGUUUAGAAUCGGGGCACCUGCCAGGCCGACGAGACGCUAGAGUUUUCUGUAGAAAGGCAAUUUCCUUCCACUUAGUUCAAGACAGACGCAGAGGCACGUGCUGAGUAGGCCUGGUCUGCUGGAGCAGUGACAGAUCAGCCGAGGGGAACGCUGUGUGUAACUGAGUGAUUUGUGAUACUGUGUUCUUGAUAAAACAUUAUGUAAUGUUAAUUUUGUUCAUGGCUGCAAGUUUUCUACUGAAGUAUUCUAAUUUUUAAGGUUUUUAAAAAACUUUUCCAGAAAAAAUUUAUUCAUUACAUUAAUUAGAUUUAUGCCUUUUUCUACCUGACAGUUUGUUUAACCCAACGAGCAAGGAAUUACUAAAAUUAAAACAAAUUAAGUUAAAAGCUUAAAAGCAUAAUUUUUGGUAUUAAAAUUGGAUAUUAAAGUGUAUAGAACUUAGAGAGCAAAUCAGUUUUUUUUCUAAAUGUCAAGUUAAAUUUAUUUGUACUCUGGAUUCUUACUAAUAAAAAUUUAAAGCACA
Mesocricetus auratus (golden hamster) is the source of this 4025-nucleotide messenger RNA. RefSeq names its product lebercilin LCA5 (gene Lca5). NCBI's taxonomy places the organism in Eukaryota, Metazoa, Chordata, Mammalia, Rodentia, Cricetidae. Gene Ontology annotation, cellular component: axoneme. Bases 446 to 2542 code for a protein of 698 amino acids. The transcript is spliced from 9 exons. Gene Ontology annotation, biological process: intraciliary transport. The record is from RefSeq and is a predicted model, not a curated record.